This is a messenger RNA of Aspergillus piperis CBS 112811, 1505 nucleotides long. RefSeq names its product MFS transporter. Gene Ontology annotation, biological process: transmembrane transport. Gene Ontology annotation, molecular function: transmembrane transporter activity. Lineage: Eukaryota; Fungi; Ascomycota; Eurotiomycetes; Eurotiales; Aspergillaceae. The record is from RefSeq and is a predicted model, not a curated record. The transcript is spliced from 3 exons. Bases 1 to 1476 code for a protein of 491 amino acids.
AUGGGUGCAUCCGAUACCCUCGCCAACCCUGACUUGGAAAAGGGUCAGCCGCCCGCGACUCUGCAGCCUACCGAACUGCAUCCAGACAACGUCGUAGAUUAUGAUGGCCCCGAUGACCUCGAAAACCCAUUCAACUGGCCUCGCUGGAAAAAAGGCCGCCAGUUAGUUCUCAUGGCGUUCAACACCUUUAUCACACCCUUGGCUUCCUCCAUGUUCGCCCCCGGAGUGGAGGACGUUAUGAUCGAUUUUCAUUCCACCAGUACCAUGCUCGCCUCCUUCGUGGUGUCUGUCUAUGUCCUGGGAUAUAUGAUCGGCCCUUUUUUCAUCGCCCCGCUCUCGGAGAUUUAUGGUCGGGUGCCCCUCUAUCAUGCAUGCAACAUCCUGUUCCUCAUCUUCACCAUCGCCUGCGCCGUAGCCCAAACCAUGCCACAGCUGAUCGUCUUUCGUCUUCUGGCUGGUACCGCCGGUGUUUGCCCCCUCACCAUCGGCUCAGGCACCGUGGCCGACAUGGUUCCCAAGGAGAAGCGCGCCGGUAUCAUGGCCAUCUGGGCCAUGGGGCCCAUCCUCGGCCCCGUGGUAGGACCGGUAGCUGGUGGCUUCCUCGCCGAAGCUGAAGGCUGGCGCUGGGUGUUUUGGGUGAUCGCGAUCGCUACCGCAGUAAUGAGUAUUCUGUGCAUGAUUUGGUAUCGCGAAACCUAUGCCCCCGUCAUUCUGGAGAGGAAAGCGGCCCGGUUACGCAAGGCUACGGGCAAUCCCAACCUACGUUCGGUCCAUGACCGUGGCCAGCAGGCGCGUGAGCUCCUUCUGAUCGCAUUGGCUCGCCCGCUUAAGCUCCUCGUCAAAUCGCCCAUUGUCCUCCUCAUGGUGCUCUUUGCCGCCAUCACCUAUGGGUACUUGUACCUGAUGUUCACCACCAUCACCUCCAUCUUCGAGGACGUCUAUCAUUUCUCCCCAGGCGUCGCAGGCCUGGCAUAUCUGGGAUUCGGUGUGGGCUGUCUGAUUGGGCUCGUCAUCUGUGGCGCCGUUUCCAAUCACAUUGCGCGCACCCAUUCGGCCAAGGGGUGUUUCACCCCAGAAUCACGCUUGCCGCCCAUGGUCUUCGGCUGUUGGGCCAUCCCCAUCGGCUUGUUUUGGUACGGCUGGGCAGCCAAGGCCCAAACCCACUGGAUCGUGCCCAUCCUCGGCACUGGUGUCUUUGCCAUUGGCCUGAUGACCGUCUUCAUGUCGGCCAGUACCUAUCUGGUCGACUCCUACCUCCGCUACGCCGCUUCGGUGACGGCCGCCAACACAGGUCUACGAUCGCUGGUUGGGGCCCUGUUGCCCUUGGCCGGACCUUCCAUGUAUGAUGCCCUGGGCUUGGGUUGGGGUAAUUCUCUUCUCGCCUUCAUUGCGCUCGUGAUGUGUGCGUGUCCGCUGUUCUUUUGGCGGUACGGGGCACGCAUCCGGACGCACCCUCGAUUUCAGGUCAAGUUGUAAAAGAUACCCUAGACGUGUAUAGACAAAAG